AUGAAUGAUGAUGAAAACGAGUCAUCAAAACGCAAGAAGAAACAUGGGACGUUAGAUUGGUUUGUUAAUGCUCAAAAGAAAAUAAAGACUCAAGAUGAUUCUUCGUCGACGCCCGAUAAUAUCACACAUGGUAGCACCAAAUUUCCAUCUAGGGAAAGAGAAAGUCAAUUUGAUGUAAAUACACUUCCACAUGAUCCAGGCUUGAGGAAGAAUAUCAUUGAUUAUCAUCCCAACGACCAAGAUGCAGUGAGGAAAGAACAUAUACAAAGAGGUCCUUGCCAACCACGUGGUCAUCAAUUUCUUCAAACAUAUUUUGGAGGCUAUAUGUGUCGCUUUAUUCCUACUUGGUUUGAUAAACAUCAAUGGCUUGAAUGUAGUAUUGAAAAAGAGGCGGCUUUUUGUUUUCUAUGCUACUUAUUUAGGGACAAGGAUGAAUUUAAUGGAAAAGGUGGAGAUGCUUUUGUUACGGAUGGCUUUAAAAGUUGGAAUAUGCCAAAUAGGUUCGAUAGACAUGUGGGAGCUGUUAAUAGUAUCCAUAAGCGAGAUAGAGAAAAAUUUGAGAUGCUUACCAAACCCAAAAAGUCGAUACAAAGUGCUUUUGAGCAACAAUCUACAAAAGCCCAAAAAGAAUAUCACACUCGUUUACUUGCUUCGUUACACUCAAAACAUAAUGAGGAAGUUGAUAAAGUUGUAUUGAAAAAUGCUCCAAAGAACUUACAAGUAACCUCCCCUUCCAUUCAAAAAGAUAUCAUACAUGCUUGUGCAAAAGAAACAACUAAACACAUUAUUAGAGAACUUGGUGAAGAUUACUUUGCAAUAUUGGUGGAUGAAUCGGCUGAUGCAAUUUAUUCUUUGCUUGCGGAGUAUUCAUUAAGUCCAUCUAAAAUUCGAGGCCAAGGAUAUGACGAAGCUAGCAAUAUGAAGGGUGAAAGUAAUUGCCUUAAAACCCUAAUCUUAAAAGAAACCACAUCCGCAUACUAUGUCCAUUGUUUUGCUCAUCAACUUCAACUAACAUUAGUUGCAGUUUCAAAAAAGAGCAUAGAUUGUGGUUGGCUCUUUGAGAUACUUACAAACUUACUGAAUGUCAUUGGAGUUUCUUGUAAGAGAAAAGAAAUGUUGCGAGAAGCUCAAGCUCAAAAGGUUGCACAAGCAUUUGAUGAUGGUAAACUUGAAAGUGGCAAAGGAUUGAAUCAAGAGAUAAGUUUGGGAAGGCCGGGUGAUACUCGUUGGGGAUCCCACUAUAAACUGAUUGUGAAUGUUAUUUCCCUAUAUCCUGUGAUAUGCAAGGUUCUUGAUAAGAUUGGAGAUGUAUCUUCAAGUUCAGAUGACCGGCUAAAAGCGGAUGUUGAUGGUUAUUCACUUGAGUCUUUUGAUUUUAUAUUCAUGAUACAUUUGAUGAAGAUUAUUUUUGGUGUGGCAAAUGAUUUGAACAAAGCUUUACAAAGAAAAGAUCAAGACAUAGUUAAUGUUAUGGCGUUGGUGACGUUGACCAAACAACGAAUACAACAAGUAAGAGAUAAUGGGUGGGAACCUCUCUUAAGUUCAGUCGUAUCCUUUUGUGAAAAAAAUUGCAUCGAAGCUCCUAAUAUGGAAGAUGUAUAUGUCCCGAAUGGUAGAAAAAACGUGGCAAAUUACACACCACGAAUCUUCAUCAUUUUCGAGUUGAAGUCUUUGUUGCGAUCAUUGAUUUGCAACUUCAAGAGUUGA
This is a messenger RNA of Lactuca sativa (garden lettuce), 1707 nucleotides long. Lineage: Eukaryota; Viridiplantae; Streptophyta; Magnoliopsida; Asterales; Asteraceae. The record is from RefSeq and is a predicted model, not a curated record.